Molecule: messenger RNA, 1684 nt
Organism: Sorghum bicolor (sorghum)
Lineage: Eukaryota; Viridiplantae; Streptophyta; Magnoliopsida; Poales; Poaceae
Product: mitogen-activated protein kinase 4
Exons: 4
Coding region: 273-1382 (369 amino acids)
Biological process (GO): protein phosphorylation; intracellular signal transduction
Cellular component (GO): cytoplasm; nucleus
Molecular function (GO): ATP binding; MAP kinase activity
Source: RefSeq, a predicted model, not a curated record
GCAAUAAAAAUAGCAAAGCCACGACGCCACUGCUCUCGGGCCUCGUCUCUCUCGUGUCUCGCCCGCUAGCUCCCCCCACCCCGCCUGCCUGCCCCAACCUGCCCCCUCUCCGCUCCGCUCCCCGCGCGGCGCCAGAUCUGCGGCGGCGGCCGGUUGGACGCCACGCCGCGCGUGCCGUGAGGCGGAUCCUGCCCGGCCGUGCCAGCCAGGUGAUGAGAGCGUAGGCGGGCGGCGGACGAACGCGCGCGCCCCCUGGCCCCCCCUCCGAGAAAAUGGCGAUGAUGGUGGAUCCCCCCAAUGGCAUGGCGAGUCAAGGAAAGCAUUACUAUACUAUGUGGCAGACACUAUUUGAGAUCGACACCAAGUAUGUGCCAAUCAAGCCCAUUGGAAGAGGAGCUUACGGGAUCGUUUGCUCAUCUGUUAACCGUGAGACUAAUGAAAAAGUAGCAAUAAAAAAGAUAAACAACGUCUUUGACAACCGUGUGGAUGCGCUGAGGACACUGAGGGAACUGAAACUUCUUCGGCACCUAAGGCAUGAGAAUGUUAUUGCUCUCAAGGAUAUAAUGAUGCCAGCGCAUAGAAGGAGCUUCAAGGACGUUUACUUGGUUUAUGAGCUCAUGGACACUGAUCUGCAUCAAAUAAUUAAGUCAUCUCAACCACUUUCCAAUGAUCACUGCCAGUAUUUCCUUUUUCAGCUGCUCCGAGGCCUCAAGUACCUUCAUUCAGCUGGAAUACUCCAUAGAGACCUAAAGCCAGGGAAUCUCCUGGUUAAUGCAAAUUGUGAUUUGAAGAUAUGUGAUUUUGGGCUUGCCCGCACAAACAACACCAAAGGUCAGUUUAUGACAGAAUAUGUUGUCACCCGCUGGUACAGGGCCCCUGAGCUGCUGCUAUGCUGUGACAACUACGGUACCUCCAUAGAUGUCUGGUCAGUUGGCUGCAUAUUUGCAGAGCUACUUGGCCGCAAGCCGAUUUUUCCAGGAACUGAGUGCCUCAAUCAACUCAAGCUCAUUGUCAAUGUUCUUGGCACCAUGAGCGAGGCUGACCUUGAGUUCAUUGACAACCCAAAAGCCCGCAAGUAUAUCAAGUCUCUUCCAUACACCCCAGGCAUUCCCCUCACCAGCAUGUACCCACAAGCACACCCUCUUGCCAUCGAUCUGUUGCAGAAGAUGCUUGUCUUUGAUCCCUCCAAAAGAAUUAGUGUCACCGAGGCUCUAGAGCACCCGUACAUGUCUCCGCUCUAUGAUCCAAGUGCAAACCCUCCUGCUCAGGUGCCAAUUGAUCUUGACAUAGAUGAAAAUCUCGGCGUAGACAUGAUCCGGGAAAUGAUGUGGCAGGAGAUGAUCCACUACCAUCCCGAGGUCCUCACAAGAAUGACCAUGUGACAGGCAGCGAUGAACAUGUGGCAGAGGUCUGCUGUACCAGGAUUAUAACAUGUUCGCCUUUUUUAUGAGCUUACUGUGAUUACGGCAGAGAGUCAAGUUAUCACUAUAUGUAUCAGACUGUCAGGUGAUCUCUUUUGUAAAUAUGCGCUCAAUAAGAUGUGUGGCAAUCUCUUGUUUUUGUAGUACAUGGACUACGUUGUUGUAUGAGUAUGUGAAGUGGAACUCGGUACUUAAGACUUGUAAUUUUAGACCCUAAUCUGUUGUAUGGAAAUCUCAAGGCCUUGAUUCCAUGUUUUGGUUUC